AGGUUUCUUUCUUUGCCAUUUAACCGCAGGCUCUAGGCUUUAGUUGAUCUCUUGUACAAUUAGUAGAAUUUUUUUGGUUCCCAUAUUGUAUAUAAUUUAAAUAUAAUACAGCCAAGUAGUGUACAUUGUAUUUACCAUGGAAACUAGGUUGACAAUUACUGCCCAGUUUAUAAGUGAUGGUCGUUCUCUGGGGUACGAAGGUGAAAGGUUAGAGAGGUAUGUGGCUGAGCAGAAAGAAGACUAUGAAAAAUCUAAGAAAGAGGAGUUUGAACGAGAAAAGGCUAGAUUUGAGAGAGAGGAAAGAUUGAGAGCAGAGGCGAAGGCAGAGGAGAAAGCCAGAUUUGAACGUGAGGAUAAGGCCAAGCGUGAGGAACACGAAAGGUGGAAAGAAAGAGAUGCCAGGGAGGAACUCAAGAGGAAAGAGGAGAUGGAACUAGAAAAAAUGAAGGAAAAGUCAGCAACAGCGGCUGGGACGGCAACACAGGCAGAGGUGCGGCCUAGAAAUGUUUUAGAUAAACUUGACAAGAGCUUCCAGGGAAUGAAGGAAGACGAUGACCUGAUGGCAUAUUUAACACACUUUGAGGCCGUCGCAACAAGAUGCAAGAUUGAUAGAAAGGAAUGGUCAUUGCUCCUGUCCUAUAAACUAACUACCUUUCUAAGAAACUGUAUGCUGCGUGACAGUCUGUUUUUGAAUGAAAAUUAUGAGGAAGUGAGGACCGUAUUACUCCGACAUGCGGAUAUAAACGCGGAAACCUGCCGCAAGAGGUUCCACCGGGUAAAACCACGACAGAACGAUUUUAGGGGUUUUGUCACAGAGCUGCGAAAUGCGUUGGACAAUUGGUUGAAAAUGGCUGAAGUAGGCAAGACUGUGGAAGAAGUGAAAGAGUUGCUGGUGAAAGAUAGAAUACUUGAGAAUGUGUCCGGUGAUGUGUACAAGCAACUGAUAAUAAGUAAGAAAGGCACCGUUGAUGAUAUGAUUGAUGUUAUUGAAGGUUUUAAGGUUGCUAGUGCGGGUGUGUCGCUUGCUAAGGAAGACAAAGUGUAUGUUGCGGCAGCGUGUAGUGAGCCUGUGAUGAAUCGGAGUCCUGGGGGCAAAAGGAUGGAGAUCGCUUGCUUCAGUUGUGGUGAAAGGGUUCCAAAGACUUACCCGAUUAAUUCAACUGAUAGGGAAGACGAUUGUAAUACUGUGGUCAGAGCACAUGAGCAGAGGCCAAGUGAUAGAUGACUAGAGGUCCGUCGCGAGUCCAAGAGUCGUCGUGACUAUAAGCUGAUUCCGGAUCGUUACACAGUGACAGUUAGAAAUUUACCAUAUAAUGUUAACUGGCAGAAGUUAAAGGAUAGGUUUAGAGAUGUUGGUUUGGUGGGAUUUGUGGAGGUUUUGAUGGCGAAUGGGAAGUCAAUGGGUGUAGGUCAUGUUAGGCUCAGGAACCUAGCAGACGUUGCGAGAGCAGUUAAAUAUUUGGACAAGUCAAAAUUUGGAGGUAGGAAUAUUGUGGUUGUUCCUCAUCGUAUAAGCACGCGGGGAUAACGUGAUGAUAACUAGGGUACUCUGGCAAAUCCAUAUUGGGUUGUUUAAAUAGCGAGACCUAUGGAUGAAUGGUGUUAGUAUAUUUAGAUGUUGAUGUAGUCAAUAUUCUAGACGAAGCUAUUUUUUUCCAUUCCACUUAUAUCUUUAUAUAUACUUAAAGUAAGUUGAGUAUACACUUUGUUAUUUAAAGUAUCGGAACCAUAUCUGUUAGUUAUGGGAGUAAAAGUUUCUUGGUAGAUACGUGGAUUUAGUUUUUCCUUUAAAGGCAUUCUUACGUCGGUUAAAAUCCAUGAGAGUAGACUGGAGCUGUGAGUGUGCGGAGGCAUUGAAGAGAGUGCAGGCCUGUCUGUGUAACUAUCCUAUUCUUCGAUUGCCUGAUUCUUCUUUACUGUUUUAUCUCCAGACUGAUGCCUCAGACAAAGGGAUCUCUGGCAUUCUUAGCCAGUGUGUGAAUGGUAUGUUGCAUCCUAUAAAAUUAUGUGAGCCGUAAAGUGUUGCCUCGGGAGCAGAAGUAUUUUACCAUUAAACCUGAAGAAGUGGCCAUUGUAUAUGCAAUAGAAAAUGGGACAAUUAUUGGCCGGGAACAAAAUUUAAUCUCCAGACUGACCACAAGGCUUUAUGUUACUUUAGGAGCACUAACUGUACCAAUGCACGCAUUACAAGAUGGGCACAAGUGUUACAAGAUUAUUCCUUUGAUGUUGUUAACGUCUGAGGAAAGGACAAUCUGCUUGAUGAUCCGUGCUCAAGAUAGACUUUCCAAGGUUCAGCUACAUAAGUUACAUAUUUAUGUAUUUUUGGUAUAUACAUGUCUUAUGCAUUUUAAUGUUCCAAUGUAUACAUUAUUGUUUGAAAAUUUUUGCACUUUAUGUUAGAUGAAAUUAUGUUGCAUUUAGUAUUAUUGACAUUAAUUUGUUGAUUAUGCAUUUUAAAUUUGAUCGGUUGGUAGAUGUGAUUUUGUGAAUGGUUCAUAGUGUAAUGUGGAUACUUUGGUAAAAAGUAUAAUUGGUAAUUUUUCUUCUAAGUUGUUAUGUUUGGAAGAGUGAUGUUAAUGCGGAUGAAUGUUCCCUAGCUGGAUGUGCUUACCUUGUAGUUGCAAUGAUAUCUUCUUACUUUUCUUUCAGUUUGAGGUACGGAAACUGGUCCAUACUUUGUAAGAACCAGUUUGGGGGGAGAGGGGGAAUGUCGGUGCGUAGAUUAUGGCAUUCUAGCACCAAUGUGUAUUAAGUGCACUAUUUGUGAACGCACUUUCUUUUUGUUGCCUUGCUUGUAAGUUGAUGGAGUGUUUUUGUUCUGCUGGUGUAACGUUUGUUGAGAUUCUUCUGUGUUCCCCUGUUUAGGGGAGUUAGUUUGGGAUUGGAAGUCUACGCUGGUGACUAAAGACAGCAGUGUGUUGUGUUGUGGUUUCGAACAUUAAUGUGUACGUUGUGGGACAGCAAGGUGUAGAAUUAUUAUUUAAUUAGUAAAGUCACAGUAUUAAAAUGUUCCAAAUUCAAUGUCAUUACUCCAUUAGUUUGUCAUCAUACUUAUAUUUAUAUCAUUAAAUAUUUACAUUGUUA
Biomphalaria glabrata is the source of this 3084-nucleotide messenger RNA. RefSeq lists its product as uncharacterized. The record is from RefSeq and is a predicted model, not a curated record. The coding region runs from base 137 to 1225 and encodes 362 amino acids. The transcript has 2 exons. Lineage: Eukaryota; Metazoa; Mollusca; Gastropoda; Planorbidae.